CGCAGGCUGGAGGCAGGAAGUGUGUGGAAGUUUGUUGAUGGAAAAAAGUUCUCAUGGUUAUUUUCAUGCCAGUGUAAAAAGUUACGUUUCUCUGGUUUGGCGACUCUCAGAAGACUGUGCUGAAGCUGUUUGGAGACACCAAAGGGACCAGAACAUCAAGAAUAAUGGGGAGCGAACCAGGCCCAGUUCAGAUUGUCAAUGUCUGUAAGGACGAUCACUCUUUCACCUUGGAGAUCAAUGCUUUGAGUCAGAUCCUGCUGAACCCCAAGGUCCGAGACAAACGUGUUGUGGUGGUGUCAGUGGCCGGAGCCUUCAGGAAGGGGAAGAGCUUUGUGCUCGACUUCAUGCUUCGAUACAUGCACAGACAGGACGAGGAGAAAUGGAUGGGUAACGAUGACGAGCCUCUGACCGGGUUUUCUUGGAGAGGAGGGUCAGAACCGGAAACAUCAGGCAUCCAGCUGUGGAGCGAAGUUUUCCUUGUCCAAAAGAGCGAUGGUGAAGAGGUGGCUGUGGUGUUGAUGGACACUCAGGGAGCGUUUGACGACCAGUCCACUGUGAAGGACUGUGCCACCAUCUUUGCCCUCAGCACUAUGACCAGCUCCAUACAGCUCUACAAUCUCUCACAGAACAUCCAGGAGGACGACCUGCAGCAGUUGCAGCUGUUCACAGAGUAUGGUCGUCUCGCCAUGGAUGAGAUCUUUCAGAAGCCCUUUCAGUCUUUGAUGUUUCUGAUCAGGGACUGGAGCUUUCCCUACGAGUACAGCUACGGGUUCAAAGGCGGGAAUCAAUUCCUGGAUAAACGGUUACAGGUUAAGGAGGCUCAACACGAGGAGCUGCAAACAGUCAGGGAGCACAUUCGUUCAUGCUUCACCAGCAUAUCCUGCUUCCUCUUACCUCACCCUGGUUUAAAAGUUGCCACCAGUCCUGCCUUUAAGGGACAGCUCUGCGAUGUUGGUCCUGAGUUCAGAGACCAGCUGAAGAUUUUGAUUCCCAAACUGCUGCAUCCAGACCGUCUGGUGGAGAAAGAAAUAAAUGGAAACAAAGUCACAUGCAGCGGCCUGCUCGAGUUUUUCAAGGUUUAUAUCAAGAUUUAUCAGGGAGAAGACCUACCGCAGCCAAAGACUAUGCUCAUGGCCACAGCAGAGGCCAAUAACUUGGCAGCUGUGGCGUCAGCCAAAGACCAGUAUUACAGGAACAUGGAGAAGGUGUGUGGAGGAGACCUGCCUUAUGUUUCUCCAGAUUCCCUGGAAGAGAAACAUCAGUUUUUCUUCCGGGAGGCUCUUCACGUCUUUGCAUCCACCAAGAAGAUGGGCGGGCAGGAGUUUUGUAACCGUUACCAGGUGAAACUGGAAAAGGAGCUAUUGGAAAUGUGGGAGUCAUACCUGAAGCACAACGAGUCCAAAAACCUCUUCAGCGCCUUCCGGACUCCUGCUGUGCUCUUUGUCCUGGUGUGCCUCCUCUACGUGCUCUCUGGUUUGCUUCUUUUUAUCGGCCUGUCCACCUUCGCCAUGUUUUGCGACUGCACUCUUGGUGCGGUCAUGGUGGCCAUGCUGACGUGGGCCUUUAUCCGCUACUCGGGUCGGUACCGAAAUGUGGGAGGAGCCAUCGACCAGGCUGCCGGCGUCGUUCUGGAGCAGGCCACUGUGAUGCUGAACAAGUCGAGAGGGACGAGCAUGGUGGAGCACAAGAAAACCCGUUAAAAGACCUCCACACUCUCUUCAUAAUGCAAAGCAAACGGCGCCCACAGCAAACACACAGUCAGCACCCAAAGCCUUAUCAUGCCACCCAAACUCAACAACACUGACACGGGGUAGCGAGAUGAUGCCACUUCACCAGCAUCUCUAUUAUGCACAAUAUUCUGCCUGUUAACGGUUCUGUUAUUCUCUAAGGCAGGGACGUAAACUGUAUUUUAUGUCUUAAAUUGACACUGCCAUCACUUUACAAGUUUACAAUUGGUCUUAAUAGACAAGUCAAAGUUUACCUUAAACCUAAAAACACUUUUAUUUUCUACUUCAAGCUUAAUGCAUCUUCGUUGGCCGUAUGUUGCUAAGACAGGGUUUCUGCAGUGUAUCUUGAAAUAGUUUCCUAAAAUGCUAGCUUUAAAGCGUAUACAUUUAUUCAGGUUCCUGUGAGGUUUUCUUUGUUUUCACUCAUUGACUUUAAAACAUUCCAGCUUGUUUGUAGAUUGGCUUCAUAUUUUAACAUGAACUAGCAUUUCUUGGGAGGCUUUGAGGGGAGAGUAAACAGUUUUUUGCUCUACACAGCACAGCAUGGAGGCUGUAUGUAAUGGGAGAUUCACUUGUUUGUUCUUUUAUGGAAAUAUGCUAUACUUUGUUGAUCUGAGUACUAAAUAAUAGACCACAUGGAAAAAAAAAAAAUAUAUAUAUAUAUAUACACAUAUAUAUAUAUAUAUAUAUAUAUAUACACACACACACUCAUACACUCCAUAAAAAAUUCCAAACGAAAGACAGUAUUAGAAUGCUGAUAACUGUUGAUUGACCAAAUAAACUGCUUUCAUUAUGUUGUGAGCGCUAAUGUAAAAUUUUAAUCAUGUCAAAAAUCAGUGAGUUUAAGCGAUAAUACAGUCCACAGCAUAAACAAGAUAAUUCUGUCUCUUUAAAGACAUUUAAACAUGCUAGUAAUUUAAUUGGAGACAUACGUGAAACUAAUGGCAAGCAAAAUGUAUGAAUAGAACAAGAAAGCAGGAGAAAUGAGCAGAAAACUGUAGCACAGCUGUCAUCCUGAAUUUUUGUACAAGUGUUUCAUUUUUCCGAGGGCUGCAACACUUAGACGGAUUAUUAUCAUGUAACAUAUGAUAUUGUUAGUCAUGCUUUCCCCUCAAAUGAUCUUGUGAUGUUUUAAGUGACGGGUAAUGGUCUAUACUGUCAGCAGAGAAAUAACAUUGUGACACCCCACCCUAUUCAAAAGCCCCACUGGUAAAAUAGCUGUAAGUUAAAUUAAUGUUUAAACUGCUUCACAUUAAUUUGUUCUAUAAAAAGACUGUUUAAAUAUUUGUUAAGCUGUGUGAGGUAAAACUUGGAGUUACCUGGCUCCCAGUUCAGCUCAAAACUACCAUUUCAUAUGACUGACUUUUACUGCGAAAGAAAAAUAAUCAAUAUGGGCUUGAUUCUUACAUUCUUGUUUGCAUGCAGCAAGUUAAACAUUUAAUCUUUAGCAAAUCAGCAAGUUGUACUGAGAAAUAAAAAGCUGGACCACUCAGUGGAUUUAUUAUAUUUUAGUUUGUCUUUGUGGGGCCAAGCAGGGGCUGCUCCAGCCAGCUCAGAGUAAAUCAGGUAGUGGAUUAAAGGACGAUGAUUAUUUGUAGCUAUGCCCUACAUCUCUAAAUAUGAUAACGUGCAUGAUAACAUGAAGAUGGCUCCUGUAACUAUGCAGCAGUAUGCACUUUAAUAACUAUUCCAAAAAAAAAAAAUCUCCAAAAAGCUGUACAGUGAUGCUUUAUUCUCACAGUGAUACCAUAUUACUCUUAAUGAUACAAAUCCACAUAGUAAAGGGCCAAACAUUUCCAAAUUGAAUAUGAUAUUGAAUAUUUGUGAUUUUUGACCAUCAUUUUGCACUUUCCAUUUCUGUCUCUUUCCACAAGAGGAGGGAACUGUUUAAAUUGUUUUUAAAAAAGCAGUUAUUAUUGCACUUCCCCUCUUCUUUGGUGCUUUUUGUACACAGCUUGUUCCAAAGGCGAGCAAAUGCAUGCAAGUAGUCCCAGCUAAUGCAGUCAUCUCUUGCAGGUGCAUGGUGGCUUUAACUUGAGAAGUGCUGUUUUAUAAAGAAUAAACAGGAGCCUCAAACUGUU
This is a messenger RNA of Maylandia zebra (zebra mbuna), 3808 nucleotides long. RefSeq names its product atlastin 3 (gene atl3). Gene Ontology annotation, molecular function: GTP binding; GTPase activity. The record is from RefSeq and is a predicted model, not a curated record. NCBI's taxonomy places the organism in Eukaryota, Metazoa, Chordata, Actinopteri, Cichliformes, Cichlidae.